Hibiscus syriacus is the source of this 2982-nucleotide messenger RNA. RefSeq lists its product as uncharacterized. Bases 702 to 2780 code for a protein of 692 amino acids. The record is from RefSeq and is a predicted model, not a curated record. Lineage: Eukaryota; Viridiplantae; Streptophyta; Magnoliopsida; Malvales; Malvaceae. The transcript is spliced from 6 exons.
CCUUCCUUUGCACUCACAUUCUCUGUCUUCUUCUCCACCUUCCUUUCUCCUGAAAGACGCCAAACAAUGAAAACUUUUGUUUCAUCUUUAAUUUAAAUUUUAUCUUUCGUUUUUCCAAUUCAAUCUUCUUAUUUAGCCCUCCAUUUUAAUUUGGUGGAGAAAUCAAUGUUUUUAUAUAUGGGCAGAUCAUUCAGAUGAUUUAUCCAGCAGGAGUUCUUGAUCGCAACCUUCUUUAUUGCUUAUCUUUUCAUGGGCACUUUACAACAGGGGAUCCCGGUCAUUUUUCUUGUUAGCCAUAUGAAUUCUAUGUGCUUCGUUGGUUCCUGGUUUGGAGGCCAGAAGAUUUGUGCUACUCAUUAUUGUUGGAUUGUUAGUUUGUGUUAUUCAAUGGAGGCUCGUAGUAGAACUGCAGCUGAGAUGUGGAUGCCAUUGGUUGAUACAUAGUACAAUAGUCUUCGUGCUAUUAGUGAACUAGUUUUGUAGGAAUCGUUUCAUUACCCUUCAAUGAAUUUGCUAGAACUAGGAGACUUGAAUUCUCUUAUUUGUUAUAUUCUAGAUGAAUUUGAAUAAUUAGAAUUGAUUAGGAAAUACAAUAUUGUAGAAAAGUAAUAGAGGCUAGAAAGUGUGAGCGAGGAAGAGGAGGAAUAACUUAUUUAGCUCCACUUACGUUGCUUGGUUCACCAUUCUCUACAAAUUUAACAAUGGGGUUGCCGCAAAUUCCCUCGGAUGAUAUUUCUGAGGAAGGUCAAGCUGCAUCUGUAGAUGCAUUUUCUCAAAGCCCACCACAGUUUUCAGGUGUCAGCACCUGUGGAUUAGAUUGUAUGCUCGGAGGAAGUUUUAACCAGACCAUUGGGGGUUCCGUGUGUUCUUCACUUGGAGAUUUUCAAAGGAAAACUUCUCUGGAGCUUUCAGAGGAUUCUUUCAAACUUGGAGGGAAAACGAAUGCUUCACCCAAUGCUCAUGGGCUGAAAAUAGGCUAUGCCAGUGAUGUUGGAUCAUUUGCUCCUCCUAGAAGUGAAUUGAAAGUCCAAAACCCUGCUUCUAGGAUUGUGGGUUUUGAAUCACAUGGAACUAGUAAGGUACUGGAGGGAGCUCCUACUGAUGUUCACUCUUCUCCUAUUGGUGUCAGAGCUAAUGAAACAGAGUCUAGUGUGCCUUUAGUCAGGAAGCGACUGUUGUCUCCAUUAAAUAGCAUGCUUUUCUCGGAUCAAUUUCAUGGGGACCCUCUUGACAUUAGCUACAGAAGCACCCAAAUAAACUCCUCUUCCUUAGCUGAUAAGCACAGGGUUUCUGAUCCACAAGACAAUAAGAAAGCAAAUGUUGGCAGCAAAAUUAAUUUAACGACACCAUCCUGGUCUUUGUCAAGCUGCAUUGAACAUGGAAACAAUCUAUGUAACAAAGGGGGAACUGCUUCAGUUAUUUUUACAGAUGGUCCUUUGCUCGAAAACAAGGAAUCACAUCUUUCUCGUCAUUUUUCAUAUUCAUCUGGUACUGAUCAGUCCCAUGAAUCAAGUAAGUUAAGGUCCCGAAGUGGAGCAAUAUCUAUAUCUCCCCAUGUUGCAACUUCACCUGUUUCUUUAUCACCGCUUGGUCCAAAGUUCAGUGAAAUGAUAAGUGCUGCAGGAGGAUGCAGGAAUCUUAAAAAGGAUAUCGAUGGUUCUCGUUCAACUCUAAAGAAUUUAGAAAAUUCAGUUGAAAGUUUUAAUUCUGGUAUUAUAUUUACUGAAGAAGAGGAGUUUGAGAUUUCUAGCAGAUCACUUGAAGAUAUUGCUUAUUUGCACAAAGAAUUUUGUCGUCCUCUGGAAAAUACUGCUGGGUUGAACUGGGCUUCCUGUCACGAACCAGCUCCCACGUCUCCAUGUAUGAGAUCUAUAAAAGGCUUGGGUGGACUUCCUGUUAGGAGGUCCUUGGUUGGUUCAUUUGAAGAGUCGUUAUUGUCUGGAAGGUUCUUUUCUGGAAAGCACAGUCAGAAGAUUGAUGGUUUCUUAGCUGUUCUAAGCAUAACUGGAGGGAGCUUCUCACCAAAAUCACAGAAACUUCCGUUUUCUGUAACCAGUGUGGAUGGAGAUUGUUCUCUCCUGUAUUACACAUCCAUAGAUCUUUCAAGCAAUUCAUCUUCAAAUAAAUGUCAAGAUCAGAAGCUGAAAAGAGGCCUUAGCAAUGAUGAACCGCAACCUGUUAGAAGCCGGUUGCAUAUUCCUAUGAAAGGGCGCAUACAAUUGGUUCUUAGCAAUCCAGAGAAAACACCUCUUCAUACGUUCCUUUGCAACUAUGAUCUGAGUGACAUGCCAGCUGGGACCAAGACGUUCGUGCGCCAGAAGAUUACAGUAGCAUCUUGUAGUCCCAACUCUACUGAGCUGAACAGCGAAGUUAAAGGCAGUGAAGGCUUGGAUUCAAUACACAUGACUGGCGGCGACAAUGAUCGGUGCAAGGAGUACACCUCCAACGAUGCAUGUCAGAAAACUGACCGGAAAGUUCCCCAUGGAGGUGUUAAGAUCAACAAAAAUACCAAUGGUGCUGGUUCAUUACGAUAUGCUCUUCAUCUCCGAUUUCUUUGCCCUUCCCCCAAGAAAUCUUCAAAGUCAUUUCAGAGAUGUAAAUCUGAUCUAGGACCAGUUCCACAAAAGACUGACUUUGAAAAGAACAGGGACAGGAGGUUCUAUUUGUACAAUGACUUUAGAGUCGUUUUCCCUCGACGUCAUCCGGAUGCAGAUGAGAGCAAGUUGAACGUGGAAUAUCAUUAUCCAGACGAUCCAAGAUACUUCGAUAUCUCCAACUAAAACGUCUAAUUUACGCCUCAGAGGCAUGCUUUUUAUGCCAACUUUGUACAUAGUUAUCGCUUGCUUCAUUUCAGUCAUCUCGUUUCGAAAUGGCACUAGGCCUGAUCAAUAUGUAUAUAUCUCUUUCGUCUCAAAUAAUUUGACGGGUUAAAAACAUUGUUAAACUGGCUUGGUCUGGCUUCCUUUAGCGUUGUAUAUAUGU